AUGAGGUGGUUGAACAGCCUGAUAACCCUAAGCUUGCUCACCUCGCUGGCUCUGGCAUUCCCGGCGAAACAGGAACAUUUCGAAGCCGAAACCUCUUUGCGCAAGUCGUAUAAACACAGGCCUCAGGAGAAGGGUGGGAUCGCAUGGGAUAAGAACAGUUUGAUCAUCGAUGGAGAGAGGAUCGUCUUGUGGCAAGCAUCUCUUGAACUCUUCUCAUGGAGACUCCCCGUUCCGUCCCUCUGGCUGGACGUCUUACAGAAGAUCAAAGCGCUAGGCUUUAACGCUGUCUCGUUCUACUCCCACUGGGGUCUUAACAACCCUUCAAAUGGCACAUUAGAUUUCACGGGCUUUAGGGAUUAUCAACCGUUCUUUGAUGCGUGCAUGCAAGCCGGGUUAUGGGUUGUGGCUAGGCCCGGACCUUAUAUCAAUGCCGAAACCACAGGAGGGGGAAUCCCAGGUUGGGUCCUCGCUACCGACGCCCGAACCCGAACUUCCGAUCCGAAAUUCGAAGCCGCUUGGAAGCCUUAUUGGACGGCCAUGGGAGAGCUUUGCGCGAAGAAUCAGUGGAGCGAAGGAGGGCCGGUCAUCAUGGUACAGAUCGAGAACGAGUACUUCUUGAACGGUAAAGGCGACAUGGACCUGGAUUACAUCAAGGCGCUCGAGAAGGGCAUGAUCGACGCCGGGGUCAAAGUACCCCUGAGUUUCAACGAUGUCGGGAUGAAGAACCGACUCGUCAAAGGACCCGGCCACGUCGACUUGUACGGGUUCGAUUCUUAUCCUCAGAGCUUGGACUGGGAUGCCUGUGGGGCUCAAGAAUGGAGACCGGUCGAUGAGAGGUAUCACGAUUACUUCGAGUCGACUUUGGGCAAGGUUGGAGUGCCCUUUUAUAUCCCCGAGUUCCAAGGAGGAACGAUCAAUCAGUGGACCAUGCCGAUCGCCGAGGACUGCCAGCGCUUGUUCGGAGCCGAAUUUGAGAGGGUGUUUUAUCUGCACAACUUGGCUUCGGGAGUAAAAAUGCACAACGUAUACAUGACGGCUAUACUGAUUCGCUCGAUUUCGAAAACAGGCACGAACUGGGGCGGGUUGGCUUUCCCGCCGAGUACGACCACGUACGACUACUUUGCGGCUAUCAGAGAGGACAGGACGUUGCGUCAACCCAAGUAUGGCGAGCUCAAGGUCAUCUCCCACUUCCUAAGAUCGGCGAGAGAUUACCCAGACGCGCAGGUAGUAGGCAAAUGGAAAGUGGAUGGGGUCGGUUUAGAGGCGGAAGGCGCGGUGGUAGUGACCGAGUUGGAGAACAAGGAUACGAGGGGAAAGUUCUAUAUCGUCCGCCAUGCCAACUCGAGUUCGCUCGAGACCACCGAAUUCAAGCUUCGAAUUCGUUCUGGGUCCCAUAAGCAGACGAUAUUGCCUCGAAGCGGCCACCUGACUCUACGAGGACGCGACAGUCGGAUCAUUGCGACGGGGUUCAACUUUGGGAAAAGCAGGAUCGCCUAUUGCACCGCUAGGAUUAUGCUCGCCACUACCAUCGGUGAAGAAGACAUUCUGCUCGUCUACGGGGACAAAGGUGAAAGUCACGAGAUUGGUUUCGUUGAAGACGGUACUUCGAAGUUGGCCGUAGCGCAGUCUGAUCAGGAGAUCAAGCUCGAAAACGGAGUGGCGUCGUUCCGAACUGGAAGCGCGGCUGCUGUUCAAUCGACGCUUCUGAAACGCGGCAAGCGGGACAUGCGGGUGCUCGUUGCGGACACGGCUACCGCGUAUGCUGUUUGGCAGCCUGUGUUACGAAACGAAGAUAGUCAAGAUCCUCAACAGGCUUUCUACCGGCACAAGGACGGCGACAACGUCAUUGUCGUCGGGCCAUAUCUGGUUCGAGACGCCGUCCGCAAGGGCAAUGUGCUAGAUGUCAUCGGUGACUUGAGUGCAUCCGUUUCGCUCUUUGUCAUCGCUCCUCCAGACAUCGAGUCCGUGCUAUGGAAUGGCGAAGAUGUGGGUGCCGAAAAGAACGAUUGGAACGCUUGGGUGACGGACCUCGUUGGACCCGAGUUUUCUAAGGACAUCACCACAGAUCUGGCACCUUGGCGAUACGCGGACAGCCUUCCCGAGAUUGGCUCGUUUGACGAUUCAGAUUGGGUCGAUGCCAACCACACCUCUACAGGCAACCUGCACAAGCCGUACAAGAACUACAAGAGUAGUUCCAUCUUGUACGCUCAAGACUAUGGGUAUCAUCAAGGCAAUCUGCUGUUUCGCGGGCAUUUCAACGCUACCGGUCGCGAAGAACGACUGGAUCUAUCUCUCUCGCCCGGACGCUACGGAGCAGGCUCUGUCUGGCUGAACGGCGAGCACCUCGGAUCUGGUUCGGUGCCCAUCGACAAGAUCCGGUCGGAAGACGUCAACGUAUCGUUUGCCUUGACGCCCUCGCUGCUGCGAAUUGGGCAAGACAAUGUGAUCGUUGUGUUGACCGAUCACAUGGGGUACGAGGAAGCAGGACAGUUUACCGACAAUACAGAGGACGUAAAGAGUCCCCGGGGCAUUCGCGGCUACGAGCUCGUCGGUGGAAGCGAGAUCUCCUGGAAAGUCCAGGGUAACGCUGGUGGCAACUGGGCCCCGCAGGACGACACACGAUCGAUGCUGAACGAAGGAGGUCUAUUUGCCGAGCGACGAAGAUGGCAUCUGCCCGAGUACGAUACGUCUUCCUGGCCUGAACGCGCUCCUACCGACGGCCUAGAGAAACCUGGCGUAGCGUUUUACCGAUCGAGCUUCGAUCUCCACGUCCCCGAAGGACUCGAUCUCUCACUCAACGUGGUCUACCCCGAUGGAAUGGGUCCCUUCCGCUUUCAGUGCUGGAUCAAUGGCUGGAUGGUUGCGAAACGGGUUGGCGACCUUGGACCGCAGCUCGAAUUCCCCGUCCCGCCCGGAAUACUCGUCAAUGGCACCAACGUGAUCGCCGUAUCAUACUGGUCGCUCAGAAGCACUCAACGCUCCAAGGUAAACAACGGAUUUGAUGGCAUCAAGGUGGUGGUGUCUCGUCCGAUCAAGACUGGCUACGAUAUGCAACCCGUUUGGCAGCAGUAUGUCUGA
Filobasidium floriforme is the source of this 3078-nucleotide messenger RNA. RefSeq names its product glycoside hydrolase superfamily. Gene Ontology annotation, molecular function: beta-galactosidase activity. Gene Ontology annotation, cellular component: vacuole. The transcript is spliced from 13 exons. The coding region runs from base 1 to 3078 and encodes 1025 amino acids. The record is from RefSeq and is a predicted model, not a curated record. NCBI's taxonomy places the organism in Eukaryota, Fungi, Basidiomycota, Tremellomycetes, Filobasidiales, Filobasidiaceae. Gene Ontology annotation, biological process: carbohydrate metabolic process.